AUGGCAGGUGGAGCCAAGAAGCCAGUCAACAUCUUCCGUCUGAAAGACCUGGGCGAGCCCAAAGAGGUCUUCAAUUGGCGACUAUGGUUUGCAGUCAUCUCCUUCGGCCUCAUGGGCGCUGCCCGUGGUGUCGAUGAGGGUCUCAUCUCAGGCGCAUUCAAUUCCAAGGACUUCCAGAAAUACAUCAACUACGAAUCAUACAGCGAUGUGGAACAAACCAACAUCAAGGGAAAUGUCACUGCCAUGGUCCAGAUUGGAUCGGUUGGAGGUGCUCUUUUGUAA
Molecule: messenger RNA, 282 nt
Organism: Penicillium brevicompactum
Lineage: Eukaryota; Fungi; Ascomycota; Eurotiomycetes; Eurotiales; Aspergillaceae
Exons: 1
Coding region: 1-282 (93 amino acids)
Source: RefSeq, a predicted model, not a curated record